This is a messenger RNA of Arachis stenosperma, 702 nucleotides long. RefSeq names its product serine/threonine-protein phosphatase 7 long form homolog. Gene Ontology annotation, biological process: meristem maintenance; meristem development. The record is from RefSeq and is a predicted model, not a curated record. Bases 1 to 702 code for a protein of 233 amino acids. NCBI's taxonomy places the organism in Eukaryota, Viridiplantae, Streptophyta, Magnoliopsida, Fabales, Fabaceae. The transcript is spliced from 2 exons.
AUGGAUGGUCUAUUUUGUUGCAUAAUGAACACGUGGUACGUAAAUAUAGCUCUUCAAACGAAAUUAAGAAUGUUGACUUGUGACCAUUCAGUUUCGCCGGAUCGGUACAACGAUCGUGUGGAGGAGCAUUUACGAGUUACUGGAUUUUAUCAUGCAUCUCAGAUUGGUGUCGUACAAAAUCAGAAAGCACUCGUGAAUGCUCUAAUCGAACGCUGGCCCCCUGAUACACAUACGUUUCACCUUCCAAUUGGUGAAUGUGAUAUAACUCUUGAAGAUGUGGCUCUAAUUCUUGGUCUUCCGACGGAUGGUCUUCCAGUUACUGGGAUGACAACGAGUAGUUUCUCAGCGUUGGAGGCGGAGUGUUUGCAUCAAUUUGGAGUUGCACUGCGUAAGUCGGAGUGUAGAGGAUGCUGCAUAAAACUGACUUGGCUGCGGGAUCUAAAAGAAAACAUGCAGUUGAAUGAUGGAAUAAGUAUACAGAGGUAUGUGAAGUGCCACAUUAUGUUGCUGAUUGGGACGAUCUUGUUUGGGGAUAAAUCUGGGGCAGGUGUGCACUGGAAGUUUCUACCCUUGCUUCGUGAUUUUGCCAGUAUUGGACAGUAUAGUUGGGGAUCGGCAUGCCUAGCACACCUCUACAGGGCGUUAUGCAGGGCAUCUCGUUAUAACUGUAAGGAAAUAGAUGGUUUUCAAAAAUUAAGAUAA